This is a messenger RNA of Sinocyclocheilus grahami, 1855 nucleotides long. RefSeq names its product transmembrane protease serine 9-like. The annotation marks the transcript as partial. Gene Ontology annotation, biological process: proteolysis. The record is from RefSeq and is a predicted model, not a curated record. The transcript has 9 exons. Lineage: Eukaryota; Metazoa; Chordata; Actinopteri; Cypriniformes; Cyprinidae. Gene Ontology annotation, molecular function: protein binding; serine-type endopeptidase activity.
AAAGACUUGAAUAAGUGGCCCGAGGGUGAUCCACGCGAGUGCGUCACAAAAACAAAUCCAGAAUGUGACUCUAUAACCGACUGUGUUGAUGGUUCAGAUGAAACAUCUUGCUCCUGUGGAACACGUCCAGCCAUGGCCAACCGUGUUGUGGGUGGUGAAAAUGGCCGUCACGGGGAGCUACCCUGGCAGGUCAGUCUGAGACUACGUGGCCGUCAUACCUGUGGUGCAUCCAUCAUCAACAAUCAUUGGCUCGUCAGCGCUGCCCAUUGUUUUGAAACAGAAAACAACCCAAAAGAUUGGACGGCUCUUGUGGGAGCCAAUCUAGUCAGUGGGGAGGAGGGCGAAGCCACCAUAAUAAACAUCAAGUCCCUGGUUGUCUCUCCGAGAUACGAUCCCAUGACCACUGACAGUGAUGUGACCGUGCUGGAGUUGGAAACACCAUUGACGUUCAGCUCUUAUGUUCAGCCAGUCUGUAUCCCAUCAUCCUCUCAUAUUUUCAGUCCUGGGCAGAACUGCAUCGUCUCUGGCUGGGGAACUCUUAAUCAGUACACAAGUGAGGUGCCUUCAACAUUACAGAAGGCAAUUGUGAAGAUAAUUGACUCGAAAGUUUGCAACAAGUCAACUGUAUACAGAGGUGCACUUACCCAAAAUAUGAUGUGUGCUGGAUUUCUUCAAGGGAAGGUGGACUCUUGUCAGGGAGAUUCCGGAGGCCCUCUGGUAUGUGAGGUGUCCCCUGGACGCUUUUUCCUGGCUGGCGUGGUGAGCUGGGGAGUGGGAUGCGCACAGAUCAACAAGCCUGGAGUCUAUUCCCGCGUUACCAAGCUCCGCAACUGGAUUCUGGGCUACACCAAUACUGCACCAACAAUCCAAGUCGCCCCCACUGUCCCUAGCGUCACAACCACUACAGUUCACAUUGCUAAAGUUAUGAGCCUAUCCUCUGAGCAAGUCAGUAAUGAUUAUUACCCUGCUACUGGGAACUGCAGUGGUAAUUAUAACUGUGGCGGAGACAUGUGCAUCAGCAAGACAAACCCAGAGUGUGACAGAGUCGCUGACUGCCCCAAUGAGGCUGACGAGAAAAACUGUGACUGUGGGAAUCGUCCAGCUAUGGGCCAGGAGAGGAUUAUUGGUGGUGUCACUGCCCAUAGAGGUGAAUGGCCAUGGGUGGGCAGUCUGCAGUACCAACGCACUCACCGCUGUGGAGCUACGCUUAUCCACUGCAAAUGGCUCCUGACUGCAGCUCACUGCUUCAGAGGUGACCUGAACCCUGGCAGCUGGACAGUAAGUCUUGGCUCGGUCAUUUGGUCUGGAGUGGGUGCUCUGGUGAUUCCAGUACAAAGGAUCAUCCAUCAUCCUGCUUUCAAUGGCAGCAUCAUGGACUUCGAUGUGGCCCUGGUGGAACUCUCCAUCCCCGUCCCAAAGUCCUACACCAUCCAGACUGUGUGUUUGCCUUCUCCCUGGCAUAGCUUCAUCAAAAAUAUGGAAUGCUACAUCAUUGGAUGGGGCGCUAUGAGGGAGGAUGAGGCAUGCUCUGCCCUAAAUUUGACAAAAGCACAGGUUAAUGUCAUUGAUAAGUUGGACUGCCAGCAAGCUUACGGUGCUGAACUUAGCAACAACAUGAUGUGUGCUGGCUCUAUGGAAGGAGACAAGGACACAUGUCUGGGAGACUCAGGGGGCCCUCUGGUGUGCCGCGAACCCCAGGGCCGGUGGUUUCUGGCUGGGGUGACCAGCUGGGGUCACGGCUGUGGUCGACUUGGCUUCCCAGGAGUUUACAUGCAGGUCACGGCUGUCAGAGAAUGGAUAUCUAUAUACCUCCCUUUUUAAAAAUAUCCUCCACCAUCUUUCUCACAAGUGACGU